Opisthocomus hoazin is the source of this 726-nucleotide messenger RNA. NCBI's taxonomy places the organism in Eukaryota, Metazoa, Chordata, Aves, Opisthocomiformes, Opisthocomidae. The record is from RefSeq and is a predicted model, not a curated record.
AUGGGCAAGUUGCCCUUCUUUUGCUGUGAGGCACCAGGCGUCCUGAAGGUGUUCAAGGGACAGCUGAAAAAGAAGUUAGGACAGCUGAAAAAGAAGUUAGGACAGCUGAAAAAGAAGUUAGCCCAGGUGCAAGAAGAAAAUGGACAGCUGAAAAAGAAGAUAGUUGAUUUCACCCUGGAUGCUGACACGGCUCACCCCAGAUUGGAACUAUCUAAAGAUGGGAAGAGCAUGAAAGAUUCUGGCACCAUCAGAAAGGUGCCCAGCAAUGAGAAGAGAUUUGAUUCCCACAUUUUUGUGCUGGCAAAGGAAGGAGUCACAUCUGGGAAACACUACUGGGAAGUGGAUGUUGGAAAGAGAAGAAGCUGGGCCUUGGGUGUUGCCCAGGAAUCUGUCACUCGCAAAGGGACAUUGACGCUGUCCCCUAAGAAUGGCUUCUGGGUCAUAGGAUUUGCAGAUGGGAGAGAGUAUUGGGCCUACACAGAUCCUUGGACCCGCCUGAGUGUGAGUGGGAAGCUGCAAAGGAUUGGGAUCUUCCUGCACAUCUCAGCCAAGCAGCUGUCAUUUUACAACAUCCAUAAGAAAACAAUUCUGUACACUUUCACCUUGGGAGGUGACAGCAGCCAGAAAGAGAAGCUUUUUCCUUUCUUCUCCACAGGUCCUGCUACUACCAACCCUGAUGAUGACCCUCUAAGAAUAGCGCUGAUGUUUGAUCAGGAUGAUGAGUGA